Molecule: messenger RNA, 5249 nt
Organism: Salvelinus namaycush (lake trout)
Lineage: Eukaryota; Metazoa; Chordata; Actinopteri; Salmoniformes; Salmonidae
Product: huntingtin-interacting protein 1-like
Exons: 30
Coding region: 13-3102 (1029 amino acids)
Biological process (GO): actin filament organization; endocytosis; clathrin coat assembly
Cellular component (GO): presynapse; extrinsic component of postsynaptic membrane; clathrin-coated vesicle
Molecular function (GO): actin filament binding; phosphatidylinositol-3,5-bisphosphate binding; clathrin-cargo adaptor activity
Source: RefSeq, a predicted model, not a curated record
UCUGCAGUCCUCAUGCCUCCUUGCAGCAUGCCUAAGACUGUGAGCAUCAACAAGGCCAUCAACACGCAGGAGGUCGCCGUCAAAGAGAAGCAUGCCAGGACCUGUAUCCUGGGGACCCACCAUGAGAAGGGCGCCCACACCUUCUGGGCGGCUGUCAAUCGGCUGCCGCUCUCCAGCAAUGCGGUGCUCUGCUGGAAGUUUUGCCACGUUUUCCACAAGCUGCUGCGAGACGGCCAUCCCAACGUGAUAAAGGACUCGAUGAGGAACAAGGCGGACCUCAGUGACAUGAGCAGAAUGUGGGGUCACCUGAGUGAAGGCUAUGGGAAGUUGUGCAGCAUCUACCUCAAACUGCUUAUCACCAAGAUGGAGUUCCACGUCAAAAAUCCCCGUUUCCCCGGAAACCUUCAGAUGUCAAACAGGCAGCUUGACGAGGCGGGAGAAAACGACGUCAACAACUUCUUCCAGUUGACAGUGGAGAUGUUGGACUACCUGGAGUGUGAGCUCAACCUCUUCCUGGGUGUGUUCAGCUCCUUGGACAUGUCGCGGUCUGUGUCGGUGACGGCGGCAGGCCAGUGUCGCCUGGCUCCACUGAUCCAGGUCAUCCUGGACAGCAGCCACCUGUACGACUACACCGUCAAGCUGCUCUUCAAGCUGCACUCUUGCCUUCCUGCUGACACACUCCAGGGCCACAGAGACCGCUUCCAGGAGCAGUUCAAGAAGCUGAAGAGUCUGUUCUACCGCUCCAGUAACCUGCAGUACUUCAAGAGGCUCAUUCAGAUCCCACAGUUACCUGAGAACCCACCUAACUUCCUGCGGGCGUCGGCGUUGUCGGAGCACAUCAGUCCCGUGGUAGUUAUUCCAGCUGAGUCGUCCUCCCCCGAGACGGAACACAUGGUGGACCUGGUGGAUACUGACGUCCCCGUCCAGCCGGCUGCUGUGGUAGAACCCAGGUUCGACGACCUCUUUGGCACGUCCGCCGCCACGGACCCAUUCAAUUUCAACAGUCAGAACGGAAUGCGCAAGGACGACAAGGACCGCCUGAUCGAGCAGCUGACACGGGAGAUCCAGGCCCUCAGGGAGGAACUGGAGUCCUUCAGAUUGGAGAGUGGGCGUCUGUGCCAGGCGCUGCGGGGGCGUGUCGAUGAGCUGGAGGCGGAGCUAGCAGAGCAGAGCCACCUGAGGAUGCAGGCGUUGGGAGAGGGCGAGUUCCUGCGGGCGGAGCUUGACGACCUGCGCCGGGUCAAAGAGGACACGGAGAAAGAGCAGCGAAGCCUCACCGAGAUCGAGAGGAAAGCGGUGGCCAACGAGCAGCGCUACGUCAAGCUGAAGGAGAAGUACACAGAGCUGGUGCAGAGUCACGCUGACCUGCUGAGGAAGAAUGCGGAGGUGACUCGUCAGAUGACGGUGGCGCGGGCGGCUGAGGACGAGGUGGACAGCGUGAGGAGAGAGAUGCAGGAGAAGGUCAAGGCUGCCAAGGAGGCCGCGGAGAGACGGGAGCAGGAACAGGUGGAGCAGCUGCAGGAGCUGCAGAGAGAGCUGAUCUCCAGCAGGGCGGAGCUAGACACCCUGAAAAGCACCAUGGCCUCGUCCCAACAGUCGAGUGAGGAGCUCAGUUCUCAGCUCUCGACUGUGGAAUCGGAGAAGGUGGAGCUAGCGGAAUCCUUGUCGAAGAAAGAGGAGGAGCUUGCAGGCCUGGGGGAGGAGCUUGAGCGUGUUCAGAGCAGCCUGGCCAGUGAGAGGGAGAGCGGCGUGAAGACCGCCGAGGCCCUACAGAACCAACUCAAUGAGAAGGAGAGCAGGGAGCAGGCCCUGGAGAGCCAGCUGGUGGCAGCCCGCUGGUCCGCCCUACAGGGGGCUGUGGAGGAGGCAGAGAGGAUAGUCCAGGACACACUGGCCCAGCUUGACGACCCAGCACACAUCAGCUGCACCAGCUCUGCAGACUACCUGGCGUCCAGGUGUCAGGCCUCUCUGGACUGUAUGGCCAGACUUCACUCUGCCAGAGACAGCUACCUGGCAGACAACACAGUUGUGUCGGAGCUGGUGCGGGCAGUGACCCAUCUUGCCCACCUGGUGAGUGACACCAUUGUUCAGGGCAGUGCCACCUCUCACAUGGUGCCAGUGGAGCAAGCGGACGCGUUGUCAGACAGUGUGAAGGCGUGUGGGGCCGAGGCCCUGGCCCUGCUGGGUCAGAUGAAGGUGCAGGAAAGCCUGGCAACGGCAGAUAGCGCCAUGCUGAGGGCAGCACUGGAUGGCAUCCUGGCCACCGCAGAGAAACUGCGUCCUCGGGGUCUGGAGCUGCAGCAGGGGGAGCUGGGAGAUCUGGUGGAGCAGGAAAUGGCCGCCACAUCGGCCGCCGUGGAGUCAGCAGCUGCCAGGAUAGAGGACAUGCUCAACAAGUCGCGUGCUGUCGACACAGGGGUGAAGAUGGAGGUCAACGAGAGGAUCCUGGCCUCCUGUACAGACCUGAUGCAGGCCAUCAAAGUGCUCGUGCUGUCUUCCAAAGAUCUGCAAAGGGACAUUGUGGAGAGUGGCAGAGGGGCAGCAUCCAUGAAGGAGUUCUAUGUCAAAAACUCUCGCUGGACGGAAGGCCUCAUCUCAGCCUCCAAAGCCGUGGGCUGGGGCGCCACAGUCAUGGUAGAUGCAGCAGACCUGGUGGUGCAGGGCAAGGGCAAGUACGAAGAGCUGAUGGUGUGUUCGCAUGAGAUUGCAGCCAGCACUGCACAACUGGUGGCCGCAUCCAAGGUGAAAGCAGACAAAGAUAACGCCAACCUGGGCCGCCUGAAGCUGGCAUCCAAAGGGGUCACACAGGCCACUGCCGGGGUUGUAGCCUCCACCAAGUCCGGGAAGUCCCAGAUCGAGGAGAAAGGUUUCUGUUCUAGAGCUGGAGACAAAGCUGCAGAAGGAGCGAGAGCGUCUAGGAGAGCUAAGGAAGAAGCACUACGAGCUGGCCGGGGUGGCCGAGGGCUGGGGGAAGGAGGACGAAGGUUGAGGUCUGCUCCCCACCUCUCCUCCAACCACAAGACUAACUUCUCUCUCGCUCUGCCUCUUGCCCCAUUUAUACACUCUCUUUGGUCUUUCUCUUUAUUUUUUAAUCUUUUAUGAAAGCCAAAUAAAAAAGGUGCUUUUUUAAAAUGAUCUUGUUUCCAGUGGCUUCCAAUUGGACAUUGAUGAGGAGGCAAAGUGGAGGGAUGGAUUGACUACCUGCCUGGCCCCUCCCCUUCGACUGUUGAGAAAUACCACACCAGCUGAUGGUUCCGCUGUCUUCUACCAAGUAUUUAUUUCAGUUCUCCAACGGUUCACAUUGUCCCAGUCAGAGCAGCACCAGUGUGACUGUGGAGCGACCCACCACGAGCACAAGUUCUUCACAACCAGACAUCCUAGAAUGCAUUGCACAAGGACCAAUCCCUCAUCAGAGGGAGACUUGACUGAUUGCCACAUAGACCCCACCCCUUGCCCUCCCCCUGCCUACCCAUGUCUCAUCAGUGCAACGAAAACAGGUGUGUUUUUCUCCCACUAAACGGUUGUGUUGUUAUUCUAAGUGGUAGGGGUUGUUAACUGGUACCCUGUGUUAGAGGGAGAGCUAACCCCUUCCCUCCCCCACUGCCUCACCACUUUUUUUUUCUCUUGGAUCCUCUUUUUCCACUCACUGUGAGCGUUUACAUCCCUAACCCAAACCUAAGCUGUACGCCCACCGGGAUACGGACUUAUGCCUUUUCGCCUCCUGUUUUAAAGACCAUGAUGACUGUUGUUGUUAUUAUUAGAGUUGACUGUUUAGACGCCCAGCUACCCUGUGGAUACAAAAAAAGCCCCGGACCAUUUAAUGGGGAUUAGGUUUGCUAAAGGCACAAGUGUAGCGUGUCUGAGCAGCCAGAGGACUGUUGCUGGAGUUGAAGCUAGAGAUGAAGUGGUGUGUGUGUGUGUGUGUGUGUGUGUGUGUGUGUGUGUGUGUGUGUGUGUGUGUGUGUGACGGUCUGGGGCUGCUUUGAACCCCUGGUUGUGUUCAUUAGGCACAACACGGAAGAAAAGGUAGUACCUGAACGUGUCCAAUAUGAAACGCUUCCGCUUUCUAAAUGGUAUGCUACGCCGUGUCCUAUUGAACAGGACACUGAUCAUGCUGGACCGUUGAUUGGCUGUGUGGCUCUGAGCUUCUUGGUGUCUGUAACGUGGUUGGAAAAAGGACUUCCAUAAGCUGACGUCUGAUAAUUUACUCUUCUCCCAGGCACUCCCCCCUUAUUGAUUUGAAAGGAAUGGACUUGUGUAAGGAAUCUGGUGGAGUGAGCAAGUAAUAAGCAGAAAGGUGGGGAAUUGGAACGCAGCCCUACACACCCACACUGCUGGGUUCUUAUCAGCUUCCCCAGACGACGUAGCUGUAAAGCCUAGACAGAGAAACCGACAACUUCCACCAUCAUCUGUGUACAGUAGCAAUAACACCUGGGCUGUGUUCAUUAGGCACCAAAUGGAAGAAAACGGACUGAAACAGGGAGGGUAUACCUGGACCUGUGUAAUAUGUUACAUUGUCACAAGAGGGCAGUGUUGCACAGCAGAGCUACCACAUUAGAGACUCAUCAUAAAUUCUCCUCACCUCUCUUGCCAGUGGUCGCUACUGCUCUUCAAUCUGGCUUUAUGAAAAGAUAUGGGGAUAUCGUAUGUUGUCGAGUACACCAUGAGUUAGAUUAGUAGGGUUUCAUCCAGUAUUUGUUUUCCUUUCAAAUACUUUAGCUGCGCUUGAUUGAGCUUGCCUGGCGCAAUGGAACCAAUGAAAUAGUCCCAAAUAUACUUCAAAACACGCCCAUCUGGUACUCCAGUUAGGCUCAAUGAAACGCAAUGCAAUUCAAGAAGUAUUCAAAAAAAUGUAUGAAUCCUAUUUGGACCCUGAUCUGGUUUAAUCACAGUAUACUUUCUCUGUGUGUGAUGCUCUUUGAGUUUGUCUUCCUGUGUGUCUUAAUGCCCCAUUGAGGUUUUAUUAUUCUGCUCUGCUUUUGGUUGUUUUAUAUAAAAAGUUGUGACACUGGGUAUUUAAUGAUGAUUUAACGUGUACUUCCUGGUUAUUGACCUCUCACCCUUUUGGUUUGUGUCUGUAGUCCAACCAGCUCAGCCAGCCUUUCAAACUGCCGCUCACUGUAGUCGAUGAGAAACACACAGUACUCUAAAUAACAUUUAAAUAAUGUCUUUGUAUGAUAUACUAAAAACUAUGUAUGUGCGUAUAAUUUUUUCAGUUUUUAAAAUUAAAUAUUUCAACUUUAAUAUGA